Neolamprologus brichardi is the source of this 2649-nucleotide messenger RNA. Lineage: Eukaryota; Metazoa; Chordata; Actinopteri; Cichliformes; Cichlidae. The record is from RefSeq and is a predicted model, not a curated record.
GAGUCUGCAGGAUCCAGCUGUCCUUCUAUGAGAAGUGACAGCUCCAAAGUUGAUGUUUUAAACUUCAGGGAUGAACCUGGACCCUCAGACACAACAGAGAGGAAGGCGAUCUCAGAGGAUCCAGUCUCUACCAGCUGUGGACCAGAAAAAUCCAGGACUGAAGCACAACUGCAGAUAUCCACAGAUGUUGGUCUGCAGGAGAUUUUAAAUGAACAUAAAAUACAUCUAAAGAGACAAUAUGAACGUGUGACUGAAGGAUUUGGUGAAUCAAGAAGUGGAACCCUCCUCAACACGAUCUACACUGAGCUUUACAUCACAGACAAACAGAGUGAAGAGGUUCAUACUCAACAUGAAGUGAGACAGCUGGAGACAACUUCACAAACAGAUACCGUCCAUGCCCCAACAAUCAAGUGUCACAAACUCUUUGAAGUUUUAACUCGCCUGAUGAGACCAAUCAGAGUGGUUCUGAUGAACGGAAUCGCUGGCAUCGGAAAAACCUUCUCAGUGCAGAAAUUUAUUGUGGACUGGUCAGAGGGCUUGGAAAACCAAGACAUCAACAUAGUGAUUCUGCUUUCAUUCAGGGAGUUGAAUCUCAUUAAAGAUGAGCAGUACAGUCUUCUGGAGCUGCUCCAUGUUUUCUAUCCAACAUUGCAGAAAGUCACCACAGAGAAACUGACUCUUUUCAAACUUUUGUUCAUCUUUGAUGGCCUGGAUGAAAGUCGACUUUCACUGAAGUUCAGUAAAAGGAAGAUUGUUUCUGACAUUACUCAGACAUCAUCAGUCAAUAAGUUAGUAACAAACCUCAUAGAAGGGAAGCUACUUCCCUCAGCUCUCAUCUGGAUAACUACCCGACCUGCAGCAGCCAAUCAGAUACCUCCUAAAUGUGUUGACAGGGUAACAGAAGUGCGAGGCUUCACUGACGCUCAGAAGGAGGAGUACUUCAGGAUGAGAUUUAGUGAGAAAGAGCUGUCCAGAGUUAUCUCCCACAUUAAGAAAUCCAAAAACCUCAAUGUCAUGUGUAAAAUCCCAGUCUUCUGCUGGAUCACUGCCACAAUCCUUGAGUACAUAUUGAGUACAGACCAAAGAAGAGAGCUACCAAAGACCCUGACUGACAUGUACUCGUACUUCCUACUGGUUCAGACAAAGAGGAAUAAGCACAAGUACCAAAAAGAACAUGAAACAAGUGCACAGGAGCUGACAGAUGCUGACAAAGAAGUUCUUCUGAAGCUGGGGAAGCUGGCAUUUGAAAAUCUGAAAAAAAGAAACAUCAUAUUCUACCAAGAAGACCUGGAAAAGUGUGGUCUGGAUCUCACAGAGGCAUCAGUUAAUUCAGGGGUUUUUACAGAAAUCUUUAAAAGAGAGUGUGUGAUUUUCCAAAAACCAGUCUACUCCUUUGUUCAUCUGAGCAUUCAGGAGUUUCUGGCUGCUGCUUACACAUUUCACUGUUACACCAACAGGAAAACAGAGGUACUAAAGGAAGUCCUGGGGAAAGAAUAUAAUAAGACAUCUCUGGACAUUUUUCUGAGCAAAGUCAUGGAAAAGUCCCUCCAAUGUAAAAAUGGCACUCUGGACCUGUUUGUUCGCUUCCUGCAUGGCCUCACACUAGAGUCCAACCAAAGACUCUUAGUAGGUCUGCUGAGUCAGACAGAGAACAACCCAGAAGUUAUCCAGAAAAUCAUCAACAACCUAAAAGAGAUCAGACGUUCUCAAAUCUCUCCUGACAGAAGCAUCAAAAUCUUUCAUUGUCUGAUUGAGAUGAAUGACAGCUCAGUGCUUCAGGAGAUCCAAGAAUUCCUGAAAUCAGAGACAAAACUCUCUGAGAUCCACUGCUCAGCUCUGGCCUACAUGCUGCAGAUGUCAGAGGAGGUUCUGGAUGAGUUGGACCUGCAGAAGUUCAACACAUCAGAUAAAGGACGACACAGACUGAUUCCAGCUGUGAGCAACUGCAGAAAGGCUCUACUAAAAGCUUAUCAUCUCUCAAAGACUCACUGUGAAGUUGUGGCCUCAGCUCUGAAAUCCGACCCCUCCCAUCUGGUGGAGUUGGACAUGACUGGAAACAAGCUGCACAAGUCAGGACUAAAUAUUUUGUCUGCUGGACUGUCGAGUCCAGACUGUCAACUAGAGACUCUGAGGUUGGAGAGCUGUCAGUUGCUAGAUAUCAGCUAUCUGGUUUCAGCUCUGAAUUCCAACCUCUCUCAUCUGAAACAUCUAAACCUGAGCUACAACAACUUGGAGAAUUCAGGAGUGAAGAAACUAUGUGGUUUUCUGAAGAAUCCCCACUGUCUAUUGGAGACUCUGAGAUUGCAGCGCUGCAGUUUGUCAGAGAUCAGCUGUUAUUACCUGCUUCCAGCCCUUCAGUGCAACCCCUCCCAUUUGAAACAUCUGGACCUGAGCACGAACAACCUUCAGGAUUCAGGAGUGAAGCAGCUGUGUGUUUAUCUGAAGUCUUCAGAUUGCAGCCUGGAGACUCUCAGUUUAUGGGGCUGCAAGUUGUCAGAGACCAGCUGUGAUUAUCUGUUCAAAGCUCUUCAGUCCAACACCCAUCUGAGAGAGCUGGACCUGACCUUGAACAACCUGCAGGAAUCACAUGUGAAGCAGCUGUCUGAGCUUGUGGACAGCCCACAUCACACACUGGAGGUUCUCAAGUGA